This is a messenger RNA of Cajanus cajan (pigeon pea), 1782 nucleotides long. RefSeq names its product putative ubiquitin-conjugating enzyme E2 38. NCBI's taxonomy places the organism in Eukaryota, Viridiplantae, Streptophyta, Magnoliopsida, Fabales, Fabaceae. Gene Ontology annotation, molecular function: ubiquitin conjugating enzyme activity. The record is from RefSeq and is a predicted model, not a curated record.
GUAAUGGAAUAAGUGUAGGAGACAUAUUGUUUCGUGAGUGUAGGAGUGACUCUUCGUUUGCACUUGUGUGCUACCUCUCUCUACUCCUCUUGUGGCCUGUCUCUGGGGGGUUCACACUUCACCCUUUCUUUGAUUCCUAUGGAUCUUCAUGGAAACCCCCUGAAUUCUGGCUUGAAGAAGCGAAAGCAGGAACUGGAUGCUUUUACCAGUGAUCAUGGAAAUUCUAUGAAUGUGGGAGAGUCAUCUGGGAGUGGUGAUCUCUGCAAGACUUCUACCUCUGGAUCACUAAAUUCAAAUAAUCAAAUUGGUUCCAAUUCUGAUGUUUCAUGUCAAGAAGAUGAGGAUAUGAUUGAUGACGAUGAAGAUAUGAUUGAAGAUGAUGAAGAUGAAGAUGAUGAAGAUGAAGAUAAUGACUCUGCUGUUUUUUAUUACAAUGAUGUCGUCGUUGAAGAUGAUUUUUCAAGUAUGCAGGAUCAAUUGGACAAUGCGGAUUUGCCUCCUGGGGUUGAGGCAUCACUACCUUGGUUGAAGGACAUUUCUUCUAGUGAAAGCAAGCAGGCUGUUGCUGUUGCCCGUACAGAAUCUAGUUCCAAGGGAAAAGUGGAUGAAGCUGAAGAUUCGGUCAUGCAAAAGUUUCGACAAUUUAAGCAAUUUGGUACUGUUGAUUCGUUUCCGGAUCAUUUCUAUGAUAAGGAGGGAACAUCAGAUGCACAGAAGCCUAAAAAUUGGGCCAAAAAAAUUCAGGAUGAAUGGAAAAUUCUUGAGGAAAAUCUGCCAGAGACAAUCUUUGUGAGAGUAAGUGAAACGAGGAUGGAGCUUCUCCGGGCUGUCAUUGUUGGACCUCAAGGCACUCCUUACCAUGAUGGUCUCUUCUUUUUUGAUUGCCUCUUUCCUUCUACCUACCCUGCAGGUCCACCGAGAGUUCACUACCACUCAGGUGGCCUAAGGCUAAAUCCAAAUUUAUAUCAAUGUGGAAAAGUCUGCCUUAGUCUUUUGGGCACUUGGCAUGGUAGGAAUAGUGAAAAUUGGAUUCCAGAAAAAUCAACCAUGCUACAAGUCUUGGUUUCAAUACAAGCUCUAAUUCUAAACGAGAAGCCUUUUUUUAAUGAGCCUGGGUAUAUAUCGACAUAUCCUGGUGCGGAUGGGCAAAGAAGAUCUAAGGAGUACAAUGAGAAUACAUUUGUUUUAUCCUUGAAGACAAUGAUGUAUACUCUGCGUAAACCCCCAAAGCACUUUGAGGAGUUGGUUGCAGGGCAUUUUCGUACUAGAGCAUAUUUCAUACUGACAGCAUGUAAGUCAUAUGUGGAGGGGGCUGCGGUCGGGUCAGUUGUACAUAAUCUAGCUCAAAAUAGUGACAAUAGUUCUUCGGCGGCUAACGGCCAAAAUGAAUUUGAGUCAGCUGUGAGUAGAAUGAUGAAUACCCUUAUUGCAUUUUUCACCAAAAAUGGCUCCACAGACUGUGAUGAGUUUCGAUCUCCUGAGAUUUAUAAUUUGUCCUCUGUGGCUAUAUUAUAAACUUAGAGGUUUACAAGAUAGAGUCUGUCACAACAUUGACCCCAUGUGUGAAGGUCCUAGGUUGUUUAAUCUGAUAAUGAUGUGUAGUGGGUUAUCUUUUUCAUACUUUUUGUGGUGAUUUUUAUAUCCCACAUCACCAUCCGCGUUGCUCUGAUAUUAUAUAUACAACCCCUAGUUGUAAAGAUUUACAUGCUAGUCUAGCUCUUUGAAAGAUGGUUUCUUAUAAUUUGCAUGUUUCUUAAUAAAAUGUCAAUAGUUUUGAGAUUA